This is a messenger RNA of Xyrichtys novacula (pearly razorfish), 8654 nucleotides long. The record is from the annotation of a GenBank genome assembly. NCBI's taxonomy places the organism in Eukaryota, Metazoa, Chordata, Actinopteri, Labriformes, Labridae.
ACUCUCUAAUUUAUCAGUCCGGUGGCUGUGUUUGCAGUCUGCAGGUCCUCCUCCUCCACAACAGCAACAUCUCUUCUUUAUCUCUACACUCUUUCACUUCCAUCAACAACUACCAUUCACCAUGAGGGAGAUUGUGCACAUCCAGGCCGGUCAGUGCGGGAACCAGAUCGGUGCAAAGGUAGGAGAAGAAAGUAGUUAAAUCAAAUUAAGCAAGAUUUUAUUGUGUAUUCCAGUUUCUUUAAGAUUUCAGUCUUUAAAAGUCUUUCUGGGAGUCUUUCUUUUGUCCUCUGGUUGAAAAGUUGCAGAAAAUAACUUAUUUAAUUAAAUAAAACUGAACCAGAACAUGUACAACUAUAUUUAUACACCCCCAGCAUUACAAAUCUGAAGACAAAUCAUUAUUACUUGGAUUUCUAAAUGAAAAUAAAUUACAGAAAUGUGUUUUUUCAACUUAAUUUUUGUUUUGGACAAAACUGUAGCUGUGGCAUUUUAUCAGUGUUGAAUAAAAGCACAUAAAAACUUAAGAAACAUUGGCUAUGGUGAGUUUUAUAAGCUUUUUUGACCAUUCAAGUCAUUUUCUUUGGUGGCACCUACUUUUAUCCAAUAGAUUUACAUUUAUUCUUUGUUGAGAGAUGUUUUGAGGCAACUUUAUGAAGUGAAAUGAAUUAGAAAAACUUAUGAAACAUGCCUACUAUUAAUACUUUUGUAUCUGAUUCAGUACCACAAAGUGUAGUAAACCCUAAAUCCUGAUAACAUAAGAGACCCACAAAACACUGCAAAAAGAGUUCACAUUUCAGUGAUAUUUAAAGUUAGUCAUACACGUUAAAUUAGACUACAGAGAUUUAAUAAAGCCAUAAUCCAAGGGAAGCUGUUACAACAUUGUGUCUGCACUGACAUUUAAACUGUCAUCUUUGCAUUGUCUUUAUGCAUAUUAUGAAAAUGGUGUCACAUCACAGAUUUGGGUCUGUUGACAAAACAGAGACUCGGGUCAUUGAUCCGUGAUUAAUGAAGCAGACACGCAGGGCCAGCUGCUGUCUUGGCCGCCUGGUGAGCCGGACUCUUUGUCAUUUGGGAAAGAAAGAGGAGAAAAAACAGAAGUGAAGACGGCGAAAAGAAAGGAGAAAUUUGCUGAGGCAGAGGAGGGGAACGCAGCCAGAGGGGGCUGAAGGGGGGAGUAGAUAACAAGUGUCUCAGUGUCUGCUCUGAAAGCACAGAGGAGGUUAUUUAAAAUAGCUGCUUUUCCAGUCAGUGUAUCACAUGCAUGGACCCCGGGGCCCCAAACAACCAGUGACACAUGAACAUCAAGUGAUUAUCAGCGAAGUUUUCAAGUUUUCUUCAGUGAUUUAAAUGUCCAACUCCGCACAACCAAGAGCCACACUGUUUGACACUGCAGCCAUAAUUCAACUAAUAAUCACAGAAGUAUAAAAGAUUGAUAUCUCAUCAGGUGAAAGUAUUUAAAUCCCGUCAUGGUGUUUUUUUUCUGACAUGUUUCAGAGUCAUACCUCCAACAACAGGUCUGACAUGCAUACUCAGUUUGCAGUUGUAUUUCUGGAUUAGGGUGCAUGGGGAUCACUGAUUAAAGCUUCACUCAGUGCAUUUACAUGCACAGUUUGAUCAGACUAACCUCAUAAUUUGUUUUUUUUUCGCUGAAUCAGACUUCUCUCCUUGUCCGCGUGUUCAUGCAGCUGAGAAAAUUGAAGUAUUGACGUGAACGUGUCCUCCUCCCCAAAACUAGGGGGGGAUAUGGGUCUGUUUCUGACCCCAUACAACCGUCAACAACAACAGCAGGUCAUAAGUUUCUACAACUGCUGCUGGGCAUUUUGGAGCAAGAAGAUGGAGCAUUAUACAGUGUUGUUUUUGUUGUACAUGAUAUACAUAUAUAUAUUUUACUGCAGAAGAAAUGCACGCUACUCGCACAUGCUUUGUCCGAUCAUACUCCGUUUACACUGGUUACAUUUGUAGAGAAAAUCCAAUUCCAAUCACAUUAUCUGGGUGUCUUAAUCGGAGUUCUACGACUCCAAUCGGAGUUUAAGAACUCUGAUUGGAGUCAGACUAAGGUGUUUACAAGCACUUCAGUUGUCCGGUCUUAAUCGGAGUAAGGCAAUAAUUCAGUUUUCUCGAGUGUCGUGUAAACAUACUGAGUGAGGGACUUUUGGUUUGUGCAGUAUUUGGCGCCCCCUGUGGACAAAUCUUAUCCUCCCCUUUCUGAGCUGAUCUCACCCUGUGCGCAUAAAAAAAAAAAAAAAAUGUAAGUAUGUACUAUAAUUAAAGGACAAAUCUUAGUAAACUCCUUAUUUAUCUUCCACAAAUGUCGGUAAAAACCCUCACUGUUCUGCGGAUGUCUGACACGCUUCGUUUGGCUGCUAUUCUAGAAAAAUUAAUCUAGAUUGCGACACCAUCUUUUACCAUAUAAUUAUAAAACUUUGCAGAAGUUUAGCACGGACAUCCAGCUUAACUAAACAUGACUUAUGCGUGUUGAAGUACAGAUAGGGUGUCUGUGAAUCAACAUAUUUGACUCCUCACUCGCUCCCUAGCUCCUACCCCGGGGUAACAAAAUGAGCUUUGGCAGCAACAUGCGUCUGUUUCUCAAUGGCCCUGAUCGGUGAAGACAAGUGUAUUUACAGAGGACUUAGUGAGGCUGAGGUCAUCCCUAUUCCACAAUGGAUUAACUCAGCGUGAACUCACUCGCUUACACAACCAGGAUCCAACCAAAACUCUGCGCAGGUCCGAUACACUGCUUUAAAACUUGUAGAUAUAAUCCAGAGGAGGGGAGGGGGAUUAGUUUGUCAUAGAGUGGUUUCAGGAAAUACUAACUUCACACUGCGGUGACUUUUUGACCCUUGUGCUCCCAGAUUAAGUCUCGUUAACCAUCAGGAAUCGCAAAAUCUAAAAAACCAGACUGUGUUUAUGUAGUUAAAAACUAUCCGAGUGUAGAUUUCGUUUUAAAAGUUUUUGUGGAAUUUUCAGCUGCAGUUUGAAAUCCAUUCCCCCCCAAUCUAACCUUAUCACCUUGUUGCCAUGGUGAUCACAGGUGAAUCCAAGGACAGUCAAAGAUGGUGAGGUGACAGCAGUGAAGAUUAAUAAAAGGAGAUUUUCUCGCCCACCCAGCUCUCUCUUUCCCUCUCUCUCUCACACACACUCACUCGCACAAAGACGUGCCAACUUCCCCCUGCCCCUGCUUAUCUCACCCUCUCCUCCUCACACACACACACAUGGACACAGACACACAGACAGAGUCCAUGGCACAGAUUAGGGUCAGUUGACUGAGCCGCUGUGACAGUGUGUGUGUGUAAUGUCUUAAACGAGUUUGGCGUUCAAGUCUCAGCCUGUAAAAACUGAGCUGACUGAAUCUUCUCAGAAAGAUCUGCUCCUGAUGACCCUCCCCCCACUGGAGACAAGAGUUUGAGUUUUACAGAAGUUACAGAGGUUGUUUUGAGGCCAAAGUCUGUGUUACCCUUCGAUGAAGUCUUAAACAACCUCUUUUGCAUGUUUCCUCCUGUUUACCUCCAUGCUUGUUUGACUCUUUAACUGAGCAGAUGUUUUAAACCAAACACAGACUGUUGUGUCUCGCUGGUUUUCCUCCUUGAUCUGGAUCAAAGCGACAGUCUCUUUAACUCUCAAACAACCUCCGGGUUGGAAAGAACAAAUAGUGAGUCUCUGCGAGGUCGGACAUUUAAAGACUCGAGCACCACAUGAUAUGACGGGUGUGUAUCUGUGAAAUUGAUGGUUCGAGGACACUAAAACAGAGGUUGCAGUCACUGCAGACUCAGAAAAGCGUCUCUAAUCAGAUUCAGAGAGGUGAUUUUACAGAACAUGUUUCUGUUUUUAGCCGAUCUUAUGACUGCAGCAGGUAAUCAGAUGUUGGUGUUUUUCUCGAAGAAGCACAGAGAGGUGAUUGUGAACCUCUGUCCUCUUUCCCCGCCGAGCUCAGACCUGCAGUCAUGGUCUAAAUAUGCACACAAAAACGCAUCUCUUUCUAAGAUAUGCUGGACCUGUGAUCGCUGAAUUCCUCCAAACACAUAAUGUUAUAUCAAGACUAAAGCUGCUUCAGGUUUAUAGCUCAGAGAAAUAUAUGACUUAAAGUGUGGAGACUCAUCCUGGGAGUUAAAGUUCAUGUUUUCGCUGUUUUUCUAUCUGUGGGAGUGUUUUCUGCAGGAUGACAAACUUUAACAGCAGAUUAGUCAUUGAUGGUUAAGCCACUUUAUCACAAUGACCGGCUUCUUCACUGAUGGUGUCACUGCCUGUGUGUUUUGUCUGUGUUCAGUUCUGGGAGGUGAUCAGCGAUGAGCACGGCAUCGACCCGACAGGAACCUACCAUGGAGACAGUGACCUGCAGCUGGACAGGAUCAGUGUGUAUUACAACGAGGCCACUGGUGAGUACGUCCUGACUCACACUGGGGUCUGUGUCGGAGGAGGAUGAGCCGAGACGUCCCCCCUCCUGUGGAGACGCUGACUCACUGCAGCAGCAAAGAAUAAAUCAGAGAGAAAGCUAAGAGAGCGGGGUGAGGUGCAUACCGUUAAAGCUGAGUCAAGACCACAUGAGCCCACGUUUAGCUCAAACUUAGUCCUCUGCUGCAUGUCAGAAAGCUCCGUCUUUCCUUCUGUCCCUGCUCUCUAUACAACAGCUGUUACAUCUGAAACAUAUGUGCAAAAUAUUGAACAUAAACUUCCCCAAAACACCUUUAAAUCUUAAAUAUUUACAUAAUAAAUAAGUAUUCUUCAAUGAGUCUGGAUGAAACUUUUCUUUGGGCUUAAAAAAUAUGAAGUUGUGGCAGUGAAAUCGAACACACUGACAUCUAGUGGCUUUUAAAACACAUCGCAGUCUUCUCAAUGAUGAGCUGAUAUUUAUGAUUUUGGACUUUUAUAUGAAGAAAGUUCGCAAACUAACUUGAAAUUAAGAUAUCAGUAUUUGUAAAUGUUUUUUAUAGUUAAAGCUGUAAACCAUGAUUUAGAAAUUAAAAUAAAAAAUGCUUAAAAAACAUUCAAGUUGAAAAAGAAAUGGGUCUAAAAUAGGGUCUCCUCUGCUUACUGACAUGCUAACAUCCCCAGGGGGAAACUGUUUUUUGUUACAGUAACUCCAGUGCAAGUAAAGUACAAAGAGGAGAUAAAUAAUUGCUAAAAUAAGUAAAAAUAAAGAGAUAGUAUCCAAGUAUGUACACUAUAUACAACACAACAUAGUAAAAUAGUAUGCAGAGUAUGUAAAGAUUGCCUGUUUCUCCCAAAGAAAGUCUUUUUAGUGACGCAGUAAAACUACAAACUAGUUGAUUCUCUCCAUAAAAAAACAAAACCAACAUUUUUAACUUUAUUUCUCAUUUGCUGAAGUUGUCAAUUCUGUACAAAAUGUUGUAACUGUGGAGUUUAUGCAGCAUUAUGGUGUUUAACUCCAUCUAGUGGCCUAAUGAGGGAACUACAUACAGCUUUAGUUUAGUCCUUCACUCGUUUUAACAGAAUCUCUGAAGCAUCAUUUCUCCGUUCAUAUAUUUAAAAAACCACUGAGUGAGAGUUUUUAAAACAAACUGUCCCAUCUUCACUUUCUUGAACAUUUUGACAGUCAUCAGGUUUAUUUUUGCAGUUUUUUUACCUUAAUGUUUUUUUCCGUGUGUUUAUCAGGUGGGAAGUACGUGCCCAGAGCCAUCCUGGUGGAUCUGGAACCAGGCACCAUGGACUCUGUCCGCUCUGGACCUUUUGGACAAAUCUUCAGACCUGACAACUUUGUCUUCGGUAAGAACACAACAGGAAAAACCAUGGUUAAUGUUGCCCUCUAAAGUCAGAGGUGAGAUUGUCAUUUGGUGCCAGCAAAGAAAACGAUACCACGUUCUUUAUCUAAUUUCCAGGUCAGAGCGGAGCAGGAAACAACUGGGCCAAAGGUCACUACACAGAGGGGGCGGAGCUUGUGGAUUCAGUCCUGGACGUGGUGAGGAAGGAGGCCGAGAGCUGCGAGUGCCUUCAGGGUUUCCAGCUCACUCACUCUCUGGGAGGAGGAACCGGCUCCGGUAUGGGUACCCUGCUCAUCAGCAAGAUCAGGGAGGAGUAUCCGGACCGCAUCAUGAACACCUUCAGCGUCGUGCCCUCUCCGAAGGUGACGCAUCGACUUCACUCUCAUGGUAGACAGUACAAAGACGGUCAUAUGUUAUAGUUAAGUGUUACAUCGGAGAUAUUAGUAUAUCUGGAUUUCUCCUUUCAGGUAAUCUCAAAUAUUAAAUUAUUGAAAAAACAGAGAUAGUUACAUUUAGACGGGAUUAGUUGUUAAAAAUAAUCAAUUUAACUUUUAAAGAUCAGCAGGAUGAGAAUUUUUGUUGAAGGAUUCAUCUUAAACAUGUAGAGGACAUUGUUUCCUGUGAUUCAAACUGUGUGUUUGAUGAUUUUCUGGAGUUUUUACGUCAGCUGACUCUCCACUCUCUCCGUCUCAGGUGUCGGACACCGUCGUGGAGCCGUACAACGCCACGCUGUCCGUCCACCAGCUGGUUGAAAACACCGAUGAGACCUACUGCAUCGACAACGAAGCUCUCUAUGACAUUUGCUUCCGCACUCUUAAACUCACAACCCCCACAUACGGCGACCUCAACCACCUGGUGUCCGCCACCAUGAGCGGCGUGACCACGUGCCUGCGUUUCCCCGGACAGCUCAACGCCGAUCUGAGGAAGUUGGCCGUCAACAUGGUUCCCUUCCCUCGUCUCCACUUCUUCAUGCCAGGUUUUGCUCCUCUGACCAGCAGGGGGAGCCAGCAGUACCGCGCCCUCACAGUUCCCGAGCUCACCCAGCAGGUGUUUGACGCCAAAAACAUGAUGGCGGCAUGCGAUCCUCGCCACGGACGCUACCUGACUGUGGCCGCCGUGUUCCGUGGCCGCAUGUCGAUGAAGGAAGUGGACGAGCAGAUGCUGAAUGUCCAGAAUAAGAACAGCAGCUACUUUGUGGAGUGGAUCCCCAACAAUGUGAAGACGGCCGUGUGCGACAUCCCCCCACGCGGCCUCAAGAUGGCGGUCACCUUCAUCGGCAACAGCACGGCCAUCCAGGAGCUGUUCAAACGCAUCUCCGAGCAGUUCACCGCCAUGUUCCGCCGCAAGGCCUUCCUCCACUGGUACACCGGCGAGGGGAUGGACGAGAUGGAGUUCACGGAGGCGGAGAGCAACAUGAACGACCUGGUGUCCGAGUACCAGCAGUACCAGGACGCCACGGCCGAGGAGGAGGGCGAGUUUGAGGAGGAGGUGGAGGAGGACGCCUAAAUAAAAACAAAAAUAUGAGCUGAAGAAGUCAAAAAGAACCAAAAAGAAAAAAAAAAACAAAAAAAGAGAGAGAAAAAGUCUUGAAUUGAAAGAACGAGGAAGUUUUUGGAGGUUUAAUUUAGAAAAGAACGAUCGAAACAGCAGAAAGAAGAAAUGAAAGUUGGCAGAAGUGGGAUUAAAAAAAUAAAGAAAGAAAUACCAAAUAAUGUGCCAUGGGGCUGCUCUUUUAAAAAACUAUCUUCACAAGUUUUUACUGCGAAUUCUGAAACCAGACACAUCAUUUUACCUUCAACAAGAUAAUCUUUAGCAUCAUGAGAAACCGUAUUUCACAACCUUAAAUGUGCAGCCGUGAAGUUUUAUUCCAGCGCUUCAAUAAGGACAAAGUCAGGAAGAUUUCACUGUGACCUAAACGGUUGUUUGGCGACCAUUUUUUCAGUGUUACCUGCUUUCAUCAGUGUUCAACACUUCUGUUCGUCUGUCAGCGUCGCUCUAAGUGAUAAAUGUGAAUCUUUGUGGUGAAUGUUGGAGAUCUGUCAGUAUUCGUUUCCUCUGAUUGAAUCAUUCUGGUGGGAUGUAGACGAAUGAGUAUUAUCAUUUCAGUAUUUAAGUAGGUGUACUAACAUUAACUUUAGUAUCAGUAUGACAUGAUGAGCUUGAAGCAGUUAUAGGUUCAUGUUUUAUAAACCUCUGUUGAAUUCAAAUAUAUAAAAUAAAUGGGAAUAGUAUUGGGACCUUCUCAGGUGAAGUUUACAGUGUGAAUGCAGCAGCAGCAGGAUUCUCCUCAGACGCCAGCCAACGUCAUGAUGAGGAUCACAGACUGUAUUUUCACAGAGUAAGGUCUGGUUAUCAUGUUAGCGUUAGUCUUAACUGUUUUCAUAUCCCUCCUGAGAUUUUAGACUUCUGUAAACUCGACUUUCUCUGGACUGUUUUGUGUUUGCUGCAGCUGGACCAGAAGUUUGUUUUAAAGAUAUUUUUCAACAGAUUUAAUGAGAAGAACACUAAUGAAACACAAACAAACUGACAUAUAUGAAGACUUAAACGAGGAAACUUAAGCAGCUUUAGUCCUGAAUUGAAUUCUUAUUAGAAAUGAAUCAAAGUUUUGAACUUUUGAAGCUUUCCAGCAUUUCUGUAUCACUACAUUGAUGUUCAUUUGACAUUCAGCUUAAACAGAUUUAUAUUUUUUGUCCUUAAAGAUAUUUUGUCCUGUGAAAAAAUGCUAAAGUUUACAUUCUGAUGAAUGUUUACACUCUGAGCCACAGUAUUAUGUAUCCAGAUCAAAAUCUUCACCAUGUUGUCCUUGUGAUUGUGAAUUUUGUAUGUGCGCUUCAUUGUUUGUACCUUUUUUUUUUUAUUCCUAAGGAACAAUCUGACCUGAGAUCCAAAUGUGACUGUGAAACAUUUGUGAGAAAUAAAAAGGCAUUUGUAGGAAAAAAA